Messenger RNA from Closterium sp. Yama58-4, 2211 nucleotides. The record is from the annotation of a GenBank genome assembly. NCBI's taxonomy places the organism in Eukaryota, Viridiplantae, Streptophyta, Zygnematophyceae, Desmidiales, Closteriaceae.
AUGGCUGCGGGCUCGCCGUCUCGCUCGCCGCCUGAUGCGGGCGACGCGCCACUGCAGCCGGCAGACAACUCGCCUCACGCGCUGCGACCCUUCAAGCCGCCUUCCCCCUCGGAGCCGCGCGAGGACGGUGCGCCGGGCAGCGCUGCGGUGCUGCGCUCCCCGCGGUGGACGGCGGCGCGCGUGGGCAACCUGGCGCUGCUGGCGGUGUGUUUCGCGCUGGGGUGGGCGGCGCUGUUCGUGCAGGUCGCCACCACCACCGUCGCCGCCAGGCAGUGGGGCGGCACCCCCUUCAGCACUGUGCCUUACGGCGUGUUAGCGGCGGCGCAUGCUCUCUGGGCGCUCCCCGCGCAGCUGAUCAUCCGCGCAUCGCGCUCCGCGCGUCCGUCGUUCAUCGCGGGGGGCGCGCUGGGCGUCCUGGGAAACGCUCUCUUCGCGGUCGCUGCUGGCCUCGCGCACGACUCCCCCCCCGCCUCCUCCUCCUCCCCCGCGCCCGCCACGCAGCCCGCCCCCAUGGCGCUGCUGUGCGCGGGCGCGCUGUGCGCGGGGCUGGCGAACGCGUACAUCAACUUCCUGCGCUUCGAAGCUGCGCGCUUCGCGCCCUCCGCCGCGCUCCUGCCCACGGCGAUCUCCGCCGUGGUGGCGGGGGGCGUGGUGGGCGGCGGCAUGGGGCCCAUCAUCAGCCGCGUGACACGUGGCGUGAUCCCAGGCCACGAGUUCCUGGCGACGUACCUGGUGUCGUGUGGACUGUUCCUCGCAGAGACGCUGCUCGUCGCACUCAUCCCGCUGCAUGGCGGCGCCAAGCGCGCUCACCCGCCAGGCACGGACAGACGCAGCUGUGGUAGCGCUGGUGAUGGCGCCGGGAGCGCGAGUGGGGACAAGGAAGAGGCUAUGUUAGGAGACGGACUGGGUGGGGCUGAGGAUAGAAGCUGUAAGGAGGAGGCAGGGCGGCAGGAGGGGGAGAGAGCGGUUAUUGUGGGGGAUGGGAAUGGGCAAGAGGGCGCAAAGGACGAAGGGGGCGGAGAAGGUGUUGGCGAGCUCAAGAGCAGCAGCGGGUGUGACGCUGGGCAGGACAGUGUGGGCGCGAGCAGGGCGGGUGGGUGGUGGUGCACUGGUGCCGUGGGCGCAGGGAAGGUUGGUGACGUGCACGCAUGUAGCGGUGGGGUGCAUGAGGUGCAGGAGGGAGGAGAGGCGCAUGGCAGCACGCAGAGAGAGUGGGAUAAUGCGCGGCGCACGGACAUGACCAUUGCGUGUGAUGGCGAUGGAAAUGGCGAUGGGAAGGAAAUGGUGGGGCGAGAAGUGGAGGCAGGGCCGGGGAGGGAGGAAGGCGAGGCGGUGGUGGUGCUGGUGGGUGCAGGGAAGGGAGGCGAGAGUAGUGGGAGCACAGCAGCAGUGGAGGAGGAGCAGGGCAGGAGGCGGUGGUAUGAGGUGAUGCGCCAGCCGGGUGUGGUGGUGGCGGUGACAGCGGCAACAGUGGCGUAUGCAGGCAUGGCGACCAUCAUGCUCACUGCCGUCAUUGCCAUGCUCGCCGUGCAACCAGGCACGGGCGAUGUGGAGCUACAGGGCCAGUUGGGGGGAGUGAUUUCUUUUGCCGACACCAGCAACGUCAUUCUCGUGCAUGUUGAGGCCAUGUUUGUGCCGUCAUUCUUCACGCCGGCCAUCAUAGCAGCGCUGGGCAGUGACGGCGCCAUGCUGCUGGGCUUCAUGGUGCUGCUUGCCUCGCAGCUCGCUCUACUGGCGGGCACCAGCCUGCCGCUCUUCUGCCUGUGCCUGGCCGUGCUGGGCCUGGGCUGGAACGUCGCCUUUGUGGGCGCCACCGCACUGCUCGCCACCACCUACCGCCCACACGAGAAAGACAUGGUGCAGGGCAUCAACGACGGCAUAGUGUUUGGAGUGAACACCAUCGUGGCGUCCACUGCCAGUGCCGUGCUGCAGAGCAUCAACAGCUGGCCCACCUUCCUCCUCAUCUACUCCCUCGCCUCCUCCCCCGCCCUCUUCCUCACUCUCGCCUUCUGGCUCGCGCGCCGCCACUUGCUGCCAUUCCAUUGGCCAGGAGUCACUCCCUCUGCUCCGCCCCUGUUGCCAGCACCAUCAUGUGCGCCGCCAGCCAGGCAAGCAUGUGGUGUAUGGGGAGGGAAGGGGAAGCAGCUGGUGAGGUCACUGUCGCAACGGCUUGGAGUGAGUGGGAGGGUGGCAGGGAUGAAAUGGGGAUGA